Molecule: messenger RNA, 372 nt
Organism: Didymodactylos carnosus
Lineage: Eukaryota; Metazoa; Rotifera; Eurotatoria; Philodinida; Philodinidae
Source: the annotation of a GenBank genome assembly
AUGCAAAAUAACAUCGUUUGUCUUGGAUACGGAAUCGGAUCCGUCAACCAUCCAGCAAAAUCAUUAAUGAUUCAAAUUCUCCCGGUUCCAUCGUUUUGUUCUCCAUCGGUAGUUAUUUUGAUCAAAGUUCAAUGGUUGCCAACCUUAUCCUCGUCCCAUGGACAGCUGGUAAAACAAUUACGUGAUGCUAUUUUCCAACAACAGCACGAGUUCAUUGCGUGGGGUUGGAUUGAUGAUGAAUUAGAGAAAUUUCGACAAUUUAAUUUAUUUAAAAUGUCCAAUCUCGUGUAUGUCCGAAAUAUGCAAAAAGAAUUUCGACCGUAUUAUAAUCAUACUCAUCCGCAUGCACCAGAUUGUCCUGUUUUGGAGUAA